This is a messenger RNA of Owenia fusiformis, 1612 nucleotides long. Lineage: Eukaryota; Metazoa; Annelida; Polychaeta; Sabellida; Oweniidae. The record is from the annotation of a GenBank genome assembly.
UAAUUCUUCUUACUUAGUCAUGGAUCGAGCUCUAUUGCCAUACUUAUUUGUUCUGAUAUCAGUUAUCGUGGUCGUCCGAUGGAGUGUUUCAUUGAAUUCCUACUCGGGUGCAGGAAAGGCUCCCAUGUAUGGUGACUAUGAGGCACAGAGACAUUGGAUGGAGAUAACAUACAAUCUACCAGUUUCUCAAUGGUACAUGAAUGGAACGAACAAUGACCUCCAGUACUGGGGCCUGGACUAUCCUCCUUUAACAGCAUACCAUAGUUGGCUGUGUGGAGUGGUGGCGAACAGAGUAAACAGCAGUUGGGUGGAAUUGUUGAAAUCUCAUGGGAUGGAAAGCUAUGACCACAAACUAUUCAUGAGAUAUUCAGUGUUGGUGGUGGAUGUCUUGAUCUACAUCCCUGCAGCCAUAGCUUACGUGUUUAAUGAGGUUUCUGCAGAUACACAGGUGAAAAAGCUUGCAGAGGCCAGCGUGUUUCUCUUGUACCCUGGACUUAUUCUCAUAGACUAUGGGCAUUUUCAAUACAACUGUGUAAGUCUGGGCUUUGCUCUCCUUGCCAUUUACUUUUUGGACAAGGGUCGUGACCUUUGGGGAUCGAUCAUGUUCUGCUUUGCAUUGAACUAUAAGCAGAUGGAGCUCUAUCACGCUGCCCCAUUCUUCUUCUACCUGCUGGGCUCUGCCUUUAGAAGUAAAAAGGAAAAUUGGUUUUUCAAGCUUGUCAAACUUGGAGUUGUUGUGAUCUGUAGUUUCAUGCUGUGUUGGUUCCCUUUCAUCUUUGACAUCAACCAGGCAUCCCAAGUCCUUCAUAGGCUCUUCCCCUUUGCCAGGGGAAUAUUUGAGGACAAAGUUGCCAACUUCUGGUGUAGCAUAUCUGUAGCAGUUAAACUGAAGAACUUUCUCGAUCAACAGCAGCUUGUAUUCCUAUGCCUGGGAACAACUGUGGUUGCUCUCCUGCCCUCCUGCCUCCAUCUAUUGGUCAAACCAUCUACACGUACAUUUAAAUAUGCGUUGGUGAACUCGUCCCUAACAUUUUUCCUGUUUUCAUUCCAAGUCCAUGAAAAGUCCAUCCUUAUAGCAGCUCUGCCUGUAUGUACUCUCCUACACUAUCAUCCUGUAACUGGCCUCUGGUUUCUGCACAUUACAACAUUUAGCAUGCUACCUCUGCUACAAAAGGAUGGUCUACUACUAGCUACCAUAGCAACAAUGUUACUAUAUCACCUAGCAACAACCCAAGUAUACAACUGUGGAACAUUCCUUGAGAAACCAUCAGCAAAUGGAAAAAAUAAUAUUGUUCUCAAAACAUUUUUCUGGUUGUCCAUGUUGGGGUGUGCUGCCAUCUGGAUUGUAUCUCUAACACUAAGACCUCCAGCCCGCUACCCUGAUCUCUGGCCAGUCAUCAUCUCUCUAUACUCCUGUGGUCAUUUCUUACUCUUCCUCUGUUACUUCCACUGGAAACAAUUCACAUGGACAAUUGCAGGAAAUGAACAAUCUGCCAAAAAUAUAAAACGAACUAAACAAAAGCAGAAGAAGUUUAACUGAUGUUCUCAAUAUUUGUGUUUACAAUGUAUUUAUUAUGACUAUGGAAUAAAAUUUCAAAUUGAAGAUUUAAAA